CAAAGGCAACAACAACAAUGUGGGUCGUGCAUAUUGAGCGUAUGCAAAUACAAAAUAACAACAGAUAAAUGCCAAAAAUCUACUACACUUUUAUAACCAAAACACACAGAGCGCGUGAGAGCGUGCGAUAGCGGCAGAGAUGGAGCUCGCUCGCUCGCUCUCUCUUAGGAGGACCACCCCCACAGCGAAGAGAGCGAAAGAGAGCGGCGGUUAGAAGUAUCUGCGGGGUACACCAACACUAAGAGAGCGCGUAUCUGUAUCUGUAUCUUCUUGUCUGCGUUUUUUCGUCUCGUCGUAUAAAUUGAGCCGCACUUUGCUUAUUCUCGAGUUUUUGCCGCUCAGACGUCUCUGUAAGUGCACGCGUCGCUCGUCUUUUCGGUUCCGUUCCGAAUCGGUUUCGUUUUCGGUUUCCAAUACCAUACCUCCAGUUCCCACACACACUUGAAUGGAAAACCAUCUGAAAGAUACCUGUGCCCAAGAACCCAGUUUAAAGCAGGAAAAUUGAAAAAUAUCUGAAAUAACUUGAUACUAAUCAAAGGAAAACAUUUUUAAAUGUUUGAGAGCUAAUAUUCCAGUUUAAAAGAGGAAAUUUAUCAGACAACUAUAAGCUUCAUCCUCAUAAAACAGUUAAAUUUAUAUAAAUGAUACAAAUACCUAAAUAAACUUCUUAAUUUUAUAAAAACCUUCAUUCAAUACUCAUUUUUUGAGAUUUUUUCACGUUAUUAAAAGGCUCCGUUAGCCCAGUUUAACAUUUUAAAACAAAGAAAAUCUUUAUAAAAUCCCAAAGCAACGUGAUUGCGAAUUUAAGUGCCAAAAUUCAUUUUCAGUGAGUGCUCGAAAAAUUGUUUAACUGAAACCCAGCCGCAAAUACAAUUUUCAAUUGGCUGUAUUCGUGUUUUCAACGCACAAACAUACAAAUGUAGCAUUUAAUUUUGUCCAUUAUGUGUGCAAUUAAAUAAAAAAAAUUCUGUGUGUGAAAAAGCAAAAAAAAAACAGUGCGGCGAACGGAGGCAGCAACAAAUUAGACGCGUAAAUUGCGUAUCAAAUUCUGAAUGAAAAAAAUCAACAGAACCAGAAAGCGAAUCAGGAGCGAUAAGCUUACCAACCGAAGAAACUCAAGCCUAUGAAAAAUACACAACACUGCCAUAUUGCAACAAAGAAUAUAGAACUGUUAUCAGAGACCAGAUCAACCAAUCUACCUCGUUUUCUGGGCCAAUAAGCAAACGCACAUUGAGUUAAAUGCGAAACCCCAACUUUCCAAUAGGAAAAUGGAACGGGAAAUAACCAAGACGACAUAGAGGACAUCCACUAAAUCGUACCGCUGAGAUUAUACAGUUGAGAUCAAUAGAGCCCUCGAAAAAAGACCAAGGACCCACUUAGUUUUUUGGAAACCCCCUGGAAAAAGCUAAGAUGACGAAGAGCAAUGGCGAUGUGGAGGCGGCAACCCAGGUGCAAUCUCUGGGUGGAAAGCCCAGCAAUGGACAUGGCCCGUUGAAUGGGAAUGGCUAUCACCAGAAUGGCGGGCGGCGGGACUCCAGCCAGGCCUUCACACCCCUACUGUCGCAGCACAACAAUGGCACAGCCACCAAUAAUGGGGAGGUGACAACCCUGCCACCCAGUACAGUACUGUACGAAAGCACUCCGAGCAACAACAAUGAGUGGAAGGCCCCCGAGGACUUGGGCCAGCUGAAAAAUGGACUCGGCAACCUGCUGAGCAGCAACAAUAAUGGCACUGGCAACGGGCACAGUCUCAGCGAAAAGUAUGCCCACGAACAGGCCCCCCUAACUGGGAACUACAAGUUACCCCCUCGAUCCAGCGAGUCCGAGGAGUCCGACUUCGAUUCCGACCUCAAUGGCAGCUCCUCCGCGGAGUCCAGCUCCAGUUGCGGCCUGUUCGGCUGCCGACCCAGGUGGGCACGGAGAUUCGCCUCCACACAUGUCUUCAUGGUGGUCUUCCUGCUGGCCUACAUCCUGCAGGGCAUGUACAUGACCUACUUCGUGUCCGUGAUCACCACCAUCGAGAAGCUCUUCCAGAUCAAGUCGAAGACCACGGGUAUCCUGUUGAGUGCCAGUGAGAUGGGUCAGAUAUGCACGGCCAUGUUGCUGACCUACUUCGCUGGGAGGGGUCAUCGCCCCAGGUGGAUAGCCUGCGGCAUGGUCCUCUUCUCCAUUGCCGCCUUCUCCUGCGCCCUGCCCCAUUUCAUCUUCGGCGAGCAGCUGAUGCACUCCAGCGUGAUCCUGCAGCAGCCGCAGUCAUCCUCCUCCCUCUGGCAGGCGAAUCCCAAUCUCUGCACCCUGGGCGGCAAUGAAACGCUCUCGGGCAGCGAGUGCAACGAGGAGCGCCAGCUGGAGCAGGCCUCCCACUCCAAGAUCACCGUCAUCGUGCUGUGCAUUUUCUUUGGCAGCCUGCUGAGCUCCGGUAUUGGCCAGACCGCCGUGGCCACCCUGGGCAUUCCCUAUAUCGAUGACAAUGUGGGCAGCAAGCAGUCGCCCAUGUACAUGGCCGUCACCAUUGGCAUGAGGAUCCUGGGACCCGCUUCGGGUUUCAUUUUCGGCAGCUUCUGCACCCGCUGGUAUGUGAACUUCUCGAAUCCCGGCUUCGAUGCCACCGAUCCGCGCUGGAUCGGCGCCUGGUGGCUGGGACCGGUGGCCAUCGGCAGCCUCAUGCUGCUGGCCUCCAUUGCCAUGUUCUCGUUCCCCAAGCAGCUGAGGGGCAAGCAGCAGGCGCAGGGCCAGGCGGCCACUCCAGCUGCCCCAGUCGAGCCCGAGGAGAAGCCCAAGCUUAAAGACUUUCCAAAGACUGUGCGCCGUCAGCUGAGCAACGACAUCCUGAUGUUCCGCACCGCCUCCUGUGUGUUCCACCUGCUGCCCAUCGCCGGUCUCUACACGUUCCUGCCCAAGUAUCUGGAAACCCAGUUCCGGCUGGCCACCUACGAUGCCAACAUGAUAGCCGCCUUCUGCGGCAUCCUGGUCAUGGGCAUCGGCAUCGUCAUCUCGGGCCUGUUCAUCCUGAAGCGGAAGCCCACUGCCAGGGGCGUGGCCGCGUGGAUCGCCUUCACCGCCCUGGUUUACUCAGCGGGCAUGAUCAUCCUGAUGUUCAUCGGCUGCAGCAUGAACGACUUUGCCGGCUAUAAGCCAAGCGAUGGCAACAGUCCCGCUCUGAUCGAGCCCACGUGCAGCGCCGCUCUCAACUGUACCUGUGAUAAGGAGAACUUCGCGCCCAUCUGCGCCGACGGCAAGAUGUACAUCUCGGCCUGCCACGCCGGAUGCAGCAGCUCCUCGCUGCGGCCCAGCGACAAUCGCACCCUCUACUCCGACUGUGCUUGCAUUCCAGAUGCUCCGGAGGCGGUCAACGGUUACUGUGAUAAUGACUGCAAGAACUUCAUCUACUUUAUACUGAUCUUUGCCAUUUGCGUAUUUAUGCAUUCCACCUCCGAGGUGGGCAGCAUGCUGCUCGUCAUGCGCUGUACACAUCCCAAAGAUAAGGCCAUGGCCAUGGGUGUGAUACAGUCGGCCAUCGGCCUGUUCGGCAAUGUUCCUUGUCCGAUCAUCUACGGCGCAGUGGUGGACUCCGCCUGCCUCAUCUGGAAGUCCGUGUGCGGCAAGCACGGAGCCUGUUCGCUCUACGAUGCGGACACCUUCAGGCAAUACUUCCUAGGAAUCACGGCUGGCAUCAUGUUCCUGGCAUUCCUGAUGGACCUGGUGGUGUGGCGCAAGGCGCACCGCAUCGACAUCGCGCCGGAGGAUCCCCAGGAGGGAGGGCCCACGCCCAACGGAAGGUCCCUGGAGGCGUCCGAGUCCAAGCAGCCCAUCACCCCGGCGCCGGACACGACGGUCUAGGGGGAGCGGGACGGAGACGAGCCUUGCACCUGCUGCAAGAUUUCCAAUAAACGUUUACCUUAAUUGUUAAUUAGUUAUCAUUUUGUCUAGUUUGUUAGCCUAGUGCAAGAGUUAUGUAUUUAGUUAAGUGGCAUCUUUGAGUGUCGGGAGACCUCAUUAAAAUCUACAUUAGAACGCGCUCGUCCAGCCCCCCGAUCCCGCUCCAAGUCCCUGCUCCAUAUUCUACAUAAAGCCUAUAAAAUACGAUUAGAUUCUGUGUAAAUCUCAGCGCGAAACGAAGAAAUGAAAUUCUAGACACUAUCAAUCUGCAUGCAAGAGCGUAAUUGAACGACAAAAACUAAAAGAGAAUUAUCGAGAAUUGUGCGAACGGCAAGAAAAUUGAUAAAUCCUUAUGUGUAACUAUGUGUAACAGCUAUAUCGCGAUGUAUGUACAUCUGUAAUUAAUAUAUUAGACAUAUACAUUUACAUGUAUGUAUGUAAUUGCAACCUAUCUGUGGUAGUUAAAUUUUAGUUAAAAUUCAAAUUAAUUGUCUAAGUUUGUCAUACAACAAAAAUAUACGAAAAGAAAUUAAAUGGAAAACUAUAUACAAGUAA
Molecule: messenger RNA, 4434 nt
Organism: Drosophila subpulchrella
Lineage: Eukaryota; Metazoa; Arthropoda; Insecta; Diptera; Drosophilidae
Gene: Oatp74D
Product: solute carrier organic anion transporter family member 74D
Exons: 8
Coding region: 1411-3840 (809 amino acids)
Biological process (GO): sodium-independent organic anion transport; transmembrane transport
Cellular component (GO): membrane
Molecular function (GO): protein binding
Source: RefSeq, a predicted model, not a curated record